Messenger RNA from Chrysemys picta bellii (western painted turtle), 446 nucleotides. The record is from RefSeq and is a predicted model, not a curated record. NCBI's taxonomy places the organism in Eukaryota, Metazoa, Chordata, Testudines, Emydidae.
CCUGUCGAGACCCCCGACACCCCCUCCCCUGGCCAGCCAGGUUUCAUCUCCCCCAGCACAACCAUUCCCCUGCAGAAGCAACUGGAACAUGCCAACCAGCAGUCCGGCUUCACCGACUCGUCGACCCUGCGCCCGAUGCACCCCCAGGCCCUGCACCCCAACCAGACCCUGCUGCCCAACCCCCAGCUCCCCGUCCAGAUGCAGCCGGCCAGCAAGUCUGGCCUGGCCUCCCCCGGGAGCUUCCCCCACGGCUCCACCCCCCAGCAGCCCCACACGUCGGGCUUCCCCGCCAGCAGCCAGCCGGCCUCGCGUCACGCCUUCAUCCAGCACGCCCAGGGCCAGCGCUUCUACCACAAGUGAGCCCCCGCCCGGCCCGCGGGGCGCCCAGCUCUGGGGAGGGGCCCGCGCGGACACGGCCCCUCCCCCCAAUAAAUGGGGAGACGCCA